UUUUUUGGAGGCUAGUACAGGUCGUGCUGCAAUUAGUUCAUUGAAAACUCAGUUGCUCUCCGAGCUGUCGAGCAGAGACUGCUUUCGGCUUUUUUCCUGCUGACUGUUAAAAUCUCCUAUAGAGAGCUGCAACAAUGCCCAAAAGAAAGGCUGCAGGUCAAGGUGAUAUGAGACAGGAGCCAAAAAGAAGAUCGGCCAGACUGUCUGCUAUGCCUGUGCCCAUUACACCAGAGUUGAAGUCCAAAAGAACAUCAACUCCAAGGAAAAUGAAGGCAAAAAAUGAUACGAUGGAAAAAAACACUGAUACAAGUGCCAAAGCAAUUACUGAAACCAAGCAAGAAGUUGUUGUUGAAGAACACAACAAUGAAAAUACUGAAAAUGGAGAAUCCAUAGCUAUAGAGGCACCAGUUCCUGAAAAAGAAAUUGAGGAAAUAGAAGAAAAAAUUGCAGAUGUCAAAGAAGAGAGAGGAGAAAAGGAAGAACCA
Galeopterus variegatus (Sunda flying lemur) is the source of this 485-nucleotide messenger RNA. It is a transcript of the gene HMGN5, whose product is annotated as high mobility group nucleosome binding domain 5. NCBI's taxonomy places the organism in Eukaryota, Metazoa, Chordata, Mammalia, Dermoptera, Cynocephalidae. Gene Ontology annotation, molecular function: nucleosomal DNA binding. The transcript is spliced from 6 exons. Gene Ontology annotation, biological process: chromatin organization. The record is from RefSeq and is a predicted model, not a curated record. The annotation marks the transcript as partial. Gene Ontology annotation, cellular component: nucleus; chromatin.